AUGCAAAGUAAAUACGCGCCACAAGGAAUGGUGGUGGCGCCUCACCACCUUGCUACUCAAAGUGCUAUUGAUAUCCUAAGAGAAGGAGGCACAGCCAUAGAGGCAAUGGUCGCAGCAGCGGCGACUAUAUCAGUUGUCUACCCUCAUAUGAACAGCAUUGGAGGUGACUCGUUUUGGCUAAUAGUACCGCCUCAUGGUGAUCCCAUAGCCAUUGAGGCUUCCGGCACACCAGGAAGCUUAGCUACUGAAGAUUUCUUCAAAGGCUACGACAAGAUUCCGUAUCUCGGGCCUAAGGCAGCUAUAACCGUUGCAGGUGCUGUCGGAGGUUGGCAGGAAGCCCUAAAUUAUGUUACCGAAAAUGGAUACCAAAGAAUUUCAGUAUCUCGAUUAUUAGCUGAUGCUAUAAGGUAUGCUGAAGAAGGAGUCUCAGUAACACAAAGUUACAUCAGUAAUUUAGAAAAGUUUAAAGAUUUGAAUGUAUCUAGUGAGUUUCGGAGAAUUUAUCUAUUCGAUGGUAACAAUCCUAAGGUGGGUGAUAUUUUGUAUCAAAAGGAGUUAAGUACUACCUUAAGGCGUCUAGCCGAGAAUGGAUUAAAUAGUUUCUAUAAAGGGGAACUAGCAAGAACAAUAGCAGAAGACAUGGCCACUGUCGGUAUGCCGAUUACGGAAUCUGACUUACAAAACUUUACGGCAAUUCGAAAAACUCCCUUGCGACUUUUACUAAAACAAGGAGAAGUUUUCAACCUUCCACCACCUACCCAAGGUUUGGUUUCAUUAAAUAUCCUUGGAGUGUUAGAAAAACUUAAUAUAGAUGGAAAAAAUGAGGGCGAACUUGUGCACGCCACAGUCGAAGCCACAAAGCAAGCUUUUGAAAUGAGAAACGAUUACAUAACUGAUCCAAAAUAUAUGAAAAUCGAUCCCAAUUCAUUACUGACUAGUCAGCACUUGUCCAAAGUUGCCAGUAAAAUAAGUUUGGAUAGAGCCGCUUCUGUAGGACAGGGGAAGGGCCCAGGGGACACGAUUUGGAUGGGGGCUAUGGAUAGCAAAGGCUUUUCGGUGUCUUUCAUUCAAAGUGUAUACCACGAGUUUGGAAGUACAGUCGUGUUGCCCAAAACUGGUAUACUAUGGCAAAAUAGAGGAGUUUCUUUCACUUUAGAAAAAGAUAAAUUAUUGACUCUACAGCCUGGAAAAAAACCUUUUCAUACGCUAAACUUGGCUACAGCAAGGCUAAAUGAUGGUAGAGUAAUGAUAUUUGGGACUAGAGGAGGUGAUGGACAGCCUCAAACCCAAUCAGCUAUCUUUUACAGACACGUGGUUCAGGGUUUGAACUUACAAGCCGCAGUAUCGGCACCGAGAUGGCUUUAUGGCCGCAUUGCAGGGGAUGCUGAAGACACCCUGAAAAUCGAAAGCAGAUUUAGUGAAGAAACCGUGAACUAUUUAAAGGAAAGAGGUCACGAUGUAGAGAUUUUGCCAGAGUUUUCUGAGAAGGUAGGUCACGCUGGUGCAUUAGUGAGACACCCGAACGGUGUGAUGGAAGGCGCAUUCGAUCCUCGGUGUGACGGCAGUGCAUCGGGAUUUUAA
This is a messenger RNA of Bombyx mandarina (wild silkworm), 1581 nucleotides long. RefSeq lists its product as uncharacterized. The record is from RefSeq and is a predicted model, not a curated record. NCBI's taxonomy places the organism in Eukaryota, Metazoa, Arthropoda, Insecta, Lepidoptera, Bombycidae.